UCUCCUGUUUCUUAUCUUCUUUACUAUAGCCUACCAGUGAACUGAAGGGAGGGACGUCAAAAGAUGGCUGCUCAAUCUUCUUCAAAGCAUUCAAUGGCUGAAGAGAAGCAAAACAGUGUCAUAUCAAACUGUAUAAUUUCACUACCCUUCUCAACCCCACCAUUUGUUCAACCUCCAUUCCUCAAACAACUCCCAAAAUCAAAUCUUCAGCUGUUAAACAUGGCACAAGAAGCUUCAUCAAAUGCCUUUCUUCAUUUUCACAACUCCAUUUCCUCCACUGCUGAGAAAUGUAUUAAAUUGCUUCAUUCUGUUAUUUCCCCUCAUCAUCCCCUUUUCAGCAAAAUCCUAUCUUUCUCUUCCCAUUUCCAAGAUUUCUGCCAGGUACACUGCAGAACUUACCAGAACUUGGGUAAUCUGUCCCAUCACAGUUUCGCGGCUGUCUUGCCUGGUGACUCAGUUGCAGGAAUUGUCGUUGCAAAUGGAAUUAUAAAUUUCUUGAACAUCUACAACUCGUUGCUGGUUGCCAGGCUUGUUUUAACCUGGUUCCCAAAUGCUCCUCCUGCCAUUGUCAGUCCCCUCAGCACUCUAUGUGAUCCAUACUUGAACAUAUUCCGCGGGAUUAUUCCACCACUUGGAGGGACCCUGGAUCUUUCGCCUAUAUUGGCAUUUCUCGUUUUGAAUGCCUUCACCAGCACUGCAUCUGCACUUCCUGCUGAACUUCCGUCGACAACUAGGAGAGCAUCAUCAGAUACUCCACCUCAUGCACCAGUUUUUAAUCUUACAACAUCACAGAAGAAAUGGAUGAGGAGAUUUAGUGGAAACAAGUCAAAGACUGCUGAUGAAAGCUAAAGUCGGUUUCUGCUAUCAUUAAUGAAUUGAGCAAAUACUUGAGUAAUAAGCAUUCCCUGUAGACACUACACUUUGACAUUAAAUAUGUAAAUCCAAUGUUGUACUAUAAAAUUCAAUUUAUUUUUUCCUUUGAAUCAUAUAAUCAUUCUAUUUUCUCUUC
Nicotiana tabacum (common tobacco) is the source of this 1009-nucleotide messenger RNA. RefSeq names its product ylmG homolog protein 2, chloroplastic-like. Gene Ontology annotation, biological process: chloroplast fission. The record is from RefSeq and is a predicted model, not a curated record. NCBI's taxonomy places the organism in Eukaryota, Viridiplantae, Streptophyta, Magnoliopsida, Solanales, Solanaceae. Gene Ontology annotation, cellular component: membrane.